CUGAGCAAGAGACUCAGCCCGCUAAAACGUCUUUUAGUUUAGAAGUGGAAGCUUGUAUCCAAUCACGUUCGACUAUGCUUUCCCGCAUGGACGUUGGAAAACAUUGAAAAAUACAAUGUCUUCCAACCUAAGCGUAACCACUGUUCAGUUAAGCUCCGUUCACCGGGCAGAGCGCGCCCCCGUGCAUCUUCUACCGUGCGAGGUUGAACACGACGGACCAGCGGAAGUGUCACAGUACUUCAACUCUGCGAUCAAAGACCGCAAACAUGAGAAGACAGUGUCCUUCAGGGGCAGAGGGUUGAAAGGUCAGGAGGUCAGCUGUCCGCAAGGAUAUACAGGCGUGGUCCUUCGAGAAACUAACAAACCUGGCUCAGACCAAGAGGACAGGACUGUGAAGGUGACCUCAGUGUUCCAUAACUUCACCUACUGGAACUUGGAGACUCCCCCAAACUCUGAUGAUGGUGUGGUCACAUCGAUGGUCUGGCCAGAGCUGGCGGAAGCAAUCCAUGGGUCGGUGGAUGACUGAGAUGGAUGACAACUCAUCAACAUGAAGAUCUACUCAGUUCCCUUUCUCCCAUUCUGCUUCCGUCCUGCUGGAUUACAACUAGCUUCUAUACCUGCAAUGUCCACUCCUGGACUAGCUGACUAGUCAAUUCUGGAAGAAUGUUUGCGUCAAAAUGUUAGCCACUGCAAUGCCUUGUUUGUGAAAGUGACUGAUUACUCUAAAGGUGGUUGACUGAUACUUGUAGCAUGUUUAGAUGUUAGAUGUUUCAGCUCAUUAAAAUUAACUUUUGUAUUGA
This is a messenger RNA of Hypomesus transpacificus, 800 nucleotides long. RefSeq names its product ribonuclease H2, subunit C (gene rnaseh2c). The transcript is spliced from 5 exons. NCBI's taxonomy places the organism in Eukaryota, Metazoa, Chordata, Actinopteri, Osmeriformes, Osmeridae. Bases 116 to 526 code for a protein of 136 amino acids. Gene Ontology annotation, cellular component: ribonuclease H2 complex. Gene Ontology annotation, biological process: RNA catabolic process. The record is from RefSeq and is a predicted model, not a curated record.